Molecule: messenger RNA, 766 nt
Organism: Alligator mississippiensis (American alligator)
Lineage: Eukaryota; Metazoa; Chordata; Crocodylia; Alligatoridae
Product: acrosin-like
Exons: 3
Coding region: 1-732 (243 amino acids)
Biological process (GO): acrosome reaction; proteolysis
Molecular function (GO): serine-type endopeptidase activity
Source: RefSeq, a predicted model, not a curated record
AUGCGGCCGGGGCGGAUCCAGAGUUUCGACAAGGCGGUGCAGAGGCUGAGCCGCCUGCUCUCGCUUGCAGCCUGCGGGCUCCGGCCCCUGGCGUCGGACUACGCGGGCAUGCGGAUCGUGGGGGGCGCGGACGCCCUGCCGGGGGCCUGGCCCUGGCUCGUCAGCAUCCAGAUCCCCGCGCGGGAGGGCACGCGGCACUCGUGCGGCGGGUCCCUCGUCAGCCCGCGCUGGGUGCUCACGGCCGCACACUGCUUCAAAGCCAAGGGCAGGAUGCUGCCGCAGUGGCGGAUCGUGGCGGGCGUGACGGAGCUGUCGCACCUGACGGACCUGGCGCAGACGCGGGGGGUGCAGCGGGCCGUGCUGCACCCGGCCUACGACCCGCGCCGUGAGGCCAACGACAUCGCGCUCAUCCGGCUCGACCGCCCCGUGGCCUUCAACGACCUGGCGCAGCCGGCCUGCCUGCCCAGCGCCCACAUGGCUGUCGCCACCUUCGCCCCCUGCUACGUCAGCGGCUGGGGCGUCACCGACGAGAAGAGUGAGGCCCCGAGGGGAAGGGGCUCCUUCUUACCCCACAGGGCCAGCUGCGCCCUCCUCCCAGGGGCAGGAGAUGCAGGGUGUGCGCACACGUGUAUGCACAUGCACACGCCAGUACGGCUGUGCACGGAGGGCACCAGGGACAUGGGGCUGAGACCAGUGCCCGCAGGGGACCGGAGCCACGGCCUCAAGCUGUGACGGGAGCCGAGCCCAGGAACAGGCCCCCGGUAGC